AUGGGUGGUACAGUAGGAAUGAACUAUCGUUCAUUCAAGGAUGACGUGGUAGUCAUAAUGAAAAGAAAGUUACCACUCAUUGGAGUAAGGAGGUGGUCGUACAUACACCCUACCAUACAUCGACUCAUUGUUGCAGAUAUGAUAGAUAGAUGGGAUCUAGAAGAUACACCUGACACAGAAGAAAAGGUACUCACAAUUGCGAAAGAGCGGUACAGAGGCUGGCGAUCAACUCUAAGCUCCACUUACAAGGCAUACAAAACAGAUGCAGCUAGAUUGGCUAAUCUACCGGAAGAUUUACAACCAGAAGAAUGGGAAUGGAUGAUUGAGUACUUUGGCACUGAUUUAAAAUUCCAGGAACGCAGCCAAAAGAACACCGAUAACCGUAAGAAACAGAAGACAAAACACAGAAUUGGAUCAAAAUUUUACUCGCAAAGAAACCCGGAAACUAGAGAAGAGCCAGAUUGUAUUACUCUGUGGGAACUCACCCACACGAAGAAUGGAACAUGA
This is a messenger RNA of Hordeum vulgare subsp. vulgare (domesticated barley), 507 nucleotides long. RefSeq lists its product as uncharacterized. NCBI's taxonomy places the organism in Eukaryota, Viridiplantae, Streptophyta, Magnoliopsida, Poales, Poaceae. The record is from RefSeq and is a predicted model, not a curated record. Bases 1 to 507 code for a protein of 168 amino acids. The transcript has 4 exons.